AUGGUGGACUCUACUUCGUGGCCUGACCAAAUCGCAUACUUCCAGGCGAUCCCCUGGUGUGCCAAAGUACUCUCGGAACCAGGCAUCAUCACCAUGCCUCCGAUCACUCGCCAGUUUGACCCCGAAACACGCAACUCUGAGUUUUUGGGUGUGACACUACACAGCCAGGCCACGAUUCCCUUUUUCGUAGGCUGCUUCCACGUACCCGAUGGCAACAAUACUCAGUGUUCCGCCACCGACGAACGGCCGUUUGAGAAGCGCUUCGUGACCAAGAUUCGCUUCUUCCUCGCUCUGAAUCACGGCUUGAGUACCGUCAGUAAAGAUUGGGUUCAUGGGGGCGCAAUUGCAUCGAUUUUUGAUGAGUGUCUAGGUUCCGUCGGCUUCGUGAACAAAAUGCACGGCUUUCUGGACCCUCUCCCGCAGGUCACUCAGACGCUCAAACUUACAUACGUUCGGCCUGUCCUGACGGGAUCAGUUAUAUCUGUCACAUCGAGAUUAGCUAGAUUCGAGGGCUCCAAGAAUUUUGUGGUAGAAGCGGAGAUGGCAGACGAGAAAGGGGUUGUUCUUGCGACGGCAGAGGCGACGUUCGUCCCGUUGGAGAAGCGCCGGAAGCUGACGGAGAAGUUGUGA
Colletotrichum truncatum is the source of this 630-nucleotide messenger RNA. Its product is annotated as thioesterase superfamily protein. Lineage: Eukaryota; Fungi; Ascomycota; Sordariomycetes; Glomerellales; Glomerellaceae. The record is from RefSeq and is a predicted model, not a curated record.